AUAUUACUCAAAUAGCAUUGUCAUUACAAUCAUCAAUUUAAAACACCAAAAGUUUUUGACAAAAGUUUAAGAAUUUCUUUUUGUAUAUUUAUUGUAAAAUUAGAUCGAAAAAAUAAUUGAAAAAUGAGUUCCAUUGGUACUGGGUACGAUUUGUCGGCAUCACAAUUUUCACCCGAUGGUCGUGUAUUUCAAGUUGAAUAUGCUGGAAAAGCUGUUGAAAAUAGUAGCACAGUUAUUGGUUUACGUGGAUCGGAUGGUGUUGUAUUUGCAUGUGAAAAAUUAGUCACAUCAAAAUUGUAUGAACCGGGUACAAAUCAACGUAUAUUUAAUGUUGAUCAACAUAUAGGUAUGGCUGUUUCUGGUUUAAUAUCUGAUGCACGACAAAUCGUUGAUAUUGCACGAAAAGAAGCCUCGAAUUAUCGUUCACAAUAUGGUGUUAGUAUACCAGUAAAGUAUUUAAACGAUCGUGUUAGUAUGUACAUGCAUGCGUACACCUUGUACAGUGCUGUACGACCAUAUGGAUGUAGUGUUGUGCUAGGUACCUGUGAAGAUGAUGGACCUAUAUUAUAUAUGAUGGAACCAUCUGGUGUUUCAUAUGGCUAUCAUGGAUGUGCUAUUGGUAAGGCGAAACAAGCAGCAAAAACUGAAAUUGAAAAGUUAAAAUUAUCUAAAAUGAAUUGUCGAGAAUUGAUCAAAGAAGCAGCACGAAUAAUAUAUUUAGUUCAUGAUGAACUCAAAGAUAAAAAUUUUGAAUUAGAAAUGUCAUGGGUAUGUAAAGAAACAAAAGGUAAACAUGAACGUGUUCCAGAAUUAUUAUUCCAAGAAGCUGAAAAAUCUGCCAAAGCUGCUAUGGAAGAUGAUUCCGAUUCUGAUACGGAGGAUAUGUAAAUGUUUUUGAUAUAAGUUCACAAUUUAAUUACACUUUUUUGAAUAAUUACGGAUUAAAAUAAAUAAACACAAUUUUUAUG
Molecule: messenger RNA, 968 nt
Organism: Chrysoperla carnea
Lineage: Eukaryota; Metazoa; Arthropoda; Insecta; Neuroptera; Chrysopidae
Gene: Prosalpha7
Product: proteasome subunit alpha type-3
Exons: 5
Coding region: 124-888 (254 amino acids)
Biological process (GO): ubiquitin-dependent protein catabolic process
Cellular component (GO): nucleus; proteasome core complex, alpha-subunit complex; proteasome core complex
Source: RefSeq, a predicted model, not a curated record